ACCACAGAAGAAGAAGGAUCUGUUUCAGGAAGUUGUAACAGAAUAAUUAUGUGGCUAACGUUGUCGUUGGUGAAAUACUUUUUGUGAUGAUUAAUUCAAACGUUAACUUUGUGGGCAAUGCAUGAACAUUCACACAGCUUACAAUAUGGCUAAUAUAGCAAGGACCGGAGACAUUAUCCAUUUAAACGUUGGAGGAAAAAGGUUCAGCACCUCCAGACAGACAUUGACAUGGGUCCCAGACUCCUUUUUCUCAAGUCUUCUAAGUGGGAGGAUCUCAACCUUGAAGGAUGAAACUGGAGCGAUCUUCAUAGAUCGGGACCCAUCUCUCUUUACUCCUAUACUGAACUUCCUGCGUACCAAAGAGUUGUUUCCCAGGUCUAUAAAUGUGCACCUGCUCAUGCAUGAAGCGGAGUUCUAUGGAAUCACUCCGUUGGUGCGUAAGCUGCAGCUUUGUGACGAACUGGACCGAUCUUCCUGUGGAAACGUGCUCUUCAAUGGCUAUCUGCCGCCUCCAGUAUACCCAGCGAAGCGGAGAAACCGUCACAGUGUGGCGGGACCUCAGUAUAUGGUGGGCUGUGCCUUGCCCAUGGAGAGGGCUCCAGUGAGACGCAGCAACACCAUGCCACCCAACCUGGGCAACGCGGGCAUACUGGGUAAAGCAACGAUUGAGGAGAGGAUAAGUGGUGCUCAGCUUGCAGACCCAGGCAUGGUCCGCAUCAUCUGUGGCCACCACAACUGGAUCGCUGUGGCUUAUGCCCAGUUUGUUGUUUGCUACCGAGUGAAGGAGUCUACGGGCUGGCAGCAAGUGUUCACCAGUCCCCGCCUGGACUGGGUGAUUGACAGGGUGGCACUCAACGCCAAGGUGAUGGGCGGCUCCCUGGGAGACAACGACAAGAUGGUGGCCGUGGCCUCGGGCACAGAGAUCAUCCUCUGGACUAUCUGUCCCGACGGCAACGGCAACGAGAUAGGUGUGUUCAGUCUGAAUGUCCCCGUGGAGGCUCUCUUCUUCGUGGGGAACCAGCUUAUUGCCACCAGCCACACAGGGAAAGUGGGAGUAUGGAAUGCAGUGACCAAACAUUGGCAGAAUCAAGAUGUCGUUCCCAUUAAUAGCUAUGACACUGCCGGUUCCUUCCUCAUUCUAGGCUGUAACAAUGGGUCCAUAUAUUAUAUAGAUGUUCAGAAGUUUCCAUUGAGGAUGAAGGACAAUGACCUCCUAGUGACAGAGUUGUACCGCGACCCCACGGAGGACGCUGUCACUGCUCUCAGUGUCUACCUCACGCCCAAAACAAGCGACAGCGGCAACUGGAUUGAGAUCGCCUACGGGACCAGCUCGGGCACGGUGCGGGUCAUAGUGCAGCACCCGGAGACCGUGGGCUCUGGGCCCCAGCUUUUCCAGACCUUCUCAGUCCACCGUAGCCCCGUCACCAAGAUCAUGCUCUCUGAGAAGCAUCUCAUAUCAGUGUGUGCAGACAACAACCACGUGCGGACCUGGACGGUGACUCGCUUCAGGGGCAUGAUCUCCACCCAGCCAGGCUCCACCCCCCUCACCUCCUUCAAGAUCCUCUCUCUGGAGGACAUCGACGGCCACGGGGGCUGUGCUGCCGGCACUGAGAUAGGUCCGUAUGGCGAGCGAGACGACCAGCAGGUGUUUAUCCAGAGGGUCGUCCCCGACACAGACAAACUCUACGUGCGCCUCUCGUCCAACGGGAAGAGGGUGUGCGAGGUGCGCUCUGUGGACGGCACCUCCAUCACCUCCUUCAUGGUGCACGAGUGCGAGGGGUCCAGCCGCAUCGGCUCACGUCCCCGCCGCUACCUCUUCGGUGGCCACGCCAACGGUAGCAUCCAGAUGUGGGACCUGACCACCGCCAUGGAGAUCGCAGGGAAAGUGGACAUCAGGGCGCUGGGCGGCCCCACAGAGGAGGAGCUCCUGGAGCUGCUGGACCAGUGUGACCUGGCUCUGACCCGUACGCCCGACAUGAGUCCCGCUGCCUCCUUCACCCACUCCUCCACCCCCCGAGCCUCCACCUCCAGUUUGCAGUCCCAGCUGAGUGAGAGCUCCAGAGAGCGUGGGACCAGAGGAGGUGUGAGCAGCUCGGGUCCCUUCUCUGGUAACCUGCCCCGCCAGGCCCCUCCGGUGCCCCUCACCAAGCCCCGGGACAUGGCUCUCUCCAUGGCGGGGUUGGGCAUCCAGCCCCACCACCUGGGUCUGAGCCAGGCCUCCCUCAGCAGCAGUGGCAGCCCCCGGCCCGGCCGCACCGUCCUCCAGGACAGAGACCGGGACGCUGGCAUGGGGUCUCUUCGCAGGGGUAGUUUUGUUGAGCGUUGUCAGGAGCUUGCCAAGGUCUCUGACUCUGCAGGAGGGGCGGAAGGGGGAACGCGGCGCAGCCUGGCUGUAUGCUCGGAGUUGGAGGCUAGACUGGGCCUACGGACCCCCGCUUCUUUCUCCAGCCCCCCUGCAGCCUCCCCAACUUCAUCGCCGCGCCGGCCGCAGCCCAUCUCACCCAGCCCUGCCCCUGCUACAAUCGUCAGUCCAACCCGCUCCCAGACCCCCGUGUCGCCUCGUCGAGCUGACACCUCCCCUACUACAGAAGUCCCACCCCCUGAGGCUGCAGCAGCCACUCCAGAGAGCUCCUCCCCUGUGCCCCCCACCAGUUCUAAACCCCCUAUGAAUGAGACCAGCUUCUGACUGGCUCGGUGAUGUCUGAGUGAGUGGACUAACAAUGGACGCUUUUGGUGUUUCUGAGCAUGUGUGGUUUAGUGACGGCACCUAUUGUCACAUUUAUGGACAUUUCUUAUCAAGGACACAUAUCAAAUGUCAUUCCUCUGUUUUCAAAAGAUUCACAUACAACAUAUAUCCAAACUGUCAAUGUGUUGAUGAUACACAUUGUAAAUCUAGCCAUGUAUACAGUUGUUCGGUUGCAUUUGGUAGAGCAGUCCAUUUCAUUAAAUUACACUGAACAAAAAUAGAAAUGCAACAAUUUCAAAGAUUUUACUGCGUUACAGUUCAUAUAAGGAAAUCAGUCAAUUGAAAUGAAAUCAUUAGGCCCUAAUCUAUGUAUUUCACAUAGCUGGGAAUACACAUAUGCAUCUGUUUGUCACAGAUACCUUAAACAUUUUUGUAGUGUGGUCAGAAAACCAGUGAGUAUCUGGUGUGACCACCAUUUAUUUGCCUUAUGCAGCACAAUACAUCUCCUUCACAUAGAGUUGAUCAGGCUGUUGAUUGUGGCCUGUGGAAUGUUGUCCCACUCCGCUUCAAUAGCUGUGCGAAGUCGCUGGAUAUCGGCAGGAACUGGAACACGCUGUUGUACAAAAUCGAUCCAGAGCAUCCCAAACAUGCUCAAUGAGUGACAUGUCUGAGAAUACAAGUCAUGGAAGAACUGGGACAUUUUGUGUACAGGUCCUUGCAACACGGGUCAGUGUAUUAUGCUGAAACAUGAGGUGAUGGCGGCAGAUGAAUGGCAUGACAAUGGGCCUCAGGAUCUCGUCACGGUGUCUCUGUGCAUCCGUGGAGGCUGGUGGGCUCAUAGUAAUGGUUGGAAUGGAAUAAAUGGAACUUUGUAUAUAACAAAUCAAAUAUAUGGAAACCACAUGUUUGACUCCGUUCCAUUUCUAUCAUUCCAGCCAUUACAAUGCGUCCGUCCUCCUGUAGCUACUCCCACCAGCCUCCAUUGCCGUGCACUCAAAUUGGCAUUGAUAAAAUGCUCUUUUGUUUGUUGUCCGUAGCUUAUACCUGCCCAUACCGUAACCCCACUGCCACCAUGGGGCAUGCCUCUAGCCUACACAACGUCCCUGUCUGCCAUCUGCCCGGUGCAGUCGAAACCGGGAUUCAUCUGUGAAGAGCACACUUCUCCAGUGGGGCCAUCGAAAGUGAGCAUUUGAGAUUUUUUUUUUAGGAUGAGCACGCAGAUUAGCUUCUCUGAGGCAGAAAUGGUAUUAUUCGGUUGUGCAAAACCACAGUUUCAUCAGCUGUCCAGGUUGGCUGGCCUGGCCUCUAAACGUUUCUGAUAUCCUCUACAGGUUUCUCUUUCAGUCUUCCUGCUUUGCACUACGGUUGGCGUUCUGUACCUUAAAUGAAUCAAUAAGCCUACUGCACACGCAGUAUCAAAUGUAGUGAUGAUUGUUGACGAAGAAUCCGAUGGCUAAUCUAUAGAUAAAUGAUAGACAUUUUAUCAUUCAUAUGUUUAGUUACAUCUGACUAACUUACUGCCAUUUUGGAUCAUUCUUUUUCAAGUCUUCCUCCAGAUCACAACCCAGUGCCUCACGUACCUGUGUUUUUAUGUUUUUUAAUUUAUUUUAUGGGUUAUGACCAUUUUACCGAAACUUCGUUACAAGGACAAGCAACUUGAUUGUGGAGUGAUUCUACCAAACAUCGGUAGAGGUCUAUCUCUUUGUGCUUUUUCUGAACCAUUUGAACACUUAGGUGAAUAUUUACAAAAUAUAAACAUGUUUUCACAUGUUUGUGUAUUUAGUGGUUUCUGUCGCAAUGUUAACCGGGUUGAUUGAUAUGUCAUUGACAACAGCGUAGUUCAAUAGCUCAGACGAAGAGGCGUGUUCAAAUGUCUCUGUGUUUACUCUCUGUCUUGUCUAAUACUUCUUUUUUUUUUGUCUUUCACUUUGGUAGCAUUUGUUUUUCCUCUGCAAUUCCAUGAUGUGCCACAUAAAUGAAGCAGAAAGUCA
Messenger RNA from Oncorhynchus keta (chum salmon), 4677 nucleotides. RefSeq names its product SH3KBP1-binding protein 1-like. The record is from RefSeq and is a predicted model, not a curated record. Bases 122 to 2686 code for a protein of 854 amino acids. The transcript has 17 exons. NCBI's taxonomy places the organism in Eukaryota, Metazoa, Chordata, Actinopteri, Salmoniformes, Salmonidae. Gene Ontology annotation, molecular function: protein binding. Gene Ontology annotation, biological process: protein homooligomerization.